AUGCAUGACAUCAUGGGAAGUUCCCCCGAGGUUCUCUCAUGGACUUCCUGCCCCAGUAUGCUGGUGGGCAAGCUAAAGGAGGAGCUCAAACUCACUGUAGUCGGGGACUCCAUGAAGAAAUCAAACACGGCAAACUCUCAAACGCAGCAUCCUCCGGCCCCUCCCCCUCAGAUAAUCACAGACCUGGCUCCGCCUACGCACCUGCCCGUUCCCCUGCAGCUUCUGCAGCCGCCCGGCCAGGAUGAGGAGACUGCGCUCGGGGGUUUGAGUCCCCAGAACACGGCCUUGAGUAUAGAUUCUACGCGAAGUGAGGGGGGCCACUUUGACAACAGUGUCCUUCAACUGCAGGAGAACGAGGAGCCGGUCUCACCGGCCUCCUGUGAGCACGGAGGAUGCGGGAAUGGAAUGAACGAGCAGACAGGAGACAAGGACUGUCAUAUGGACCGCAGUGUAGAGGGGAGACAAGAUCACCCGCAUAACCCAGACGAUAUCAAACUACACUUCCAAAGAGCAGGGCCUGGAUCAGGCGGAUUUCUGGAAGGACUGUUCGGCUGUCUCCGGCCGGUCUGGAACAUCAUAGGAAAGACGUACUCCACAGAAUACAAGCUACAACAACAAGACAUGUGGGAGGUUCCGUUUGAGGAAAUCUCCGAGUUGCAGUGGCUGGGUAGCGGUGCUCAGGGAGCCGUCUUCCUGGGGAAGUUCCGUUCUGAGGAGGUGGCGAUAAAAAAGGUGCGCGAGCAGAAGGAGACGGACAUCAAGCACCUGCGAAAACUCAAACAUCCCAACAUCAUCAGCUUCAAGGGGGUGUGCACUCAGGCACCUUGUUACUGCAUCAUCAUGGAGUACUGCGCUCAAGGGCAGCUUUAUGAAGUGCUCAGGGCUGGACGGAAAGUUACCCCUAGGUUAUUGGUGGACUGGGCCUCAGGCAUCGCCAGUGGCAUGAACUACCUGCACCUUCACAAGAUCAUCCACAGGGAUCUUAAAUCUCCCAAUGUUUUGGUUACCCACAACGAUUCUGUGAAGAUAUCUGACUUUGGCACAUCAAAAGAGCUCAGUGACAAAAGUACAAAGAUGUCAUUCGCGGGUACGGUCGCUUGGAUGGCCCCGGAAGUUAUUCGAAAUGAGCCCGUGUCGGAAAAAGUGGACAUCUGGUCAUUUGGAGUUGUCUUAUGGGAAUUGCUGACUGGAGAAAUCCCCUACAAAGAUGUCGACUCUUCUGCUAUCAUCUGGGGUGUCGGCAGUAACAGUCUUCACCUCCCUGUGCCAUCCACCUGCCCAGAUGGCUUCAAAAUCCUCAUGAAACAAACAUGGCAAGGCAAGCCUAGAAACAGACCGUCGUUCCGUCAGAUCCUCCUACACCUCGACAUUGCCUCGGCUGAUGUUCUGGGAGCUCCUCAAGAGACCUAUUUCAAGUCUCAGGCUGAAUGGCGCGAGGAAGUAAAGAAACACUUUGAGAAGAUCAAAAGUGAAGGCACGUGCAUUCACAGGCUGGAUGAAGAGCUGAUUAAACGAAGACGGGAUGAACUCAGGCAUGCGCUGGACAUCCGGGAACAUUACGAGAGGAAGCUGGAGAGAGCCAACAACCUCUACAUGGAGCUCAGUGCCAUCAUGCUGCAGCUGGAGGUUCGAGAGAAGGACCUCAUGAAAAGAGAGCAAGCUGUGGAGAAGAAGUACCCUGGCACCUACAAGCGCCACCUGGUCAGACCCAUCGUACGGUCCAAUGCUGUCGAAAAGCUGAUCAAGAAGAAAGGAAGCAUUUCUCACAAACCUGGAAUGCCCACAGCUAAAAGGCCAGACUUGCUUCGUUCCGACGGUAUCUCCAGCGCGGACCCUCUCCCCUCUCCCUCACCAUUGUCCGCCAGCCCAAAGGUGUCUACACCUCCUGGCAAAGCCCGCUACCGAAGCAAGCCCCGGCAUCGGCGCGCCAACAGUAAAGGAAGCCAUAGCGAGUUCCUCGGGGUGCUGAAAUCUACUGGAGUGCCCGAUGACACCCGGUCUCUCCAGGAGCAACCUCACCACCUUCCCCUUCCUACUCCCGGACCCCAACUUCCAUUGAAGGGCCGCGAAGAGGCCGUCGUAAACUGUGCCAACAAUCUGCGUUAUUUUGGCCCCGCCGCCGCCCUGCGUAGCCCUCAGACUGAUCACCUCCAAAGACGUGUUUCCGGAUCCAGUCCCGACCUCAUCUCUACAGCGAUGGAUGCAGACACACGUAAGCGGACUUCAUCCACGAGCUCCAAUCCCCUGCCGGGCACCGGUCCCGGUUGUCCCUGCUGCCAGACUCACCCCUUCCCUGGAUGCCUUCAUUGUCAGGAGAUCACUCCUGCAUCUAGCCAACCAGAGUUGCCCAACUUUUCACUGCACAGUACUCAAGAGGGCAGCCAGUCAACUUUGAAGGCUCCCAACAAAGAGCCUGGUUCUAAUGUUGUAGUCUUGAAGAAACCAGAGCCUCAGGAACAAGAGACUUUCCAGAACAAACACGCCCUCCCGAAUGCACUUCCCCACACACUCAGACCUCUGAGGAAGGGUGGAGAGGAGUCCUCUGAAGAGGAAGAAGGAGAGGUAGACAGUGAAGUGGAGUUUCCAAGGAGACAGAGACCUCAUAGAUGUAUGAGUAGCUUCCAGUCGUACUCCACGUUCAGCUCGGAGAACCUGUCCGUGUCUGACGGAGAGGAGGGGAACACCAGUGAUCACUCCCACAGCGGGCCACUGGAAAGGCUGAGCGCCAGUCAGGAAGAGCAUCUGGACGAGCUGCUGUCACACACGCCGGACAUCCCCAUCGAUAUCUCUACCCAAUCGGACGGUUUGUCAGACAAAGAGUGUGCUGUCCGCAGGGUCAAGACCCAAAUCUCCUUGGGAAAACUGUGCUCUGAUGAACAUAGCUACGAGAAUCCUCUCCAGUUUGGGGACUCAGACUGCGACUCAUCCGAAGCCGAGUGCUCAGAUGCCACAAUCCGAAACAACAAAGCGGCCCCUUCUUCGUGGUGA
Messenger RNA from Nerophis lumbriciformis (worm pipefish), 2988 nucleotides. The record is from RefSeq and is a predicted model, not a curated record. Lineage: Eukaryota; Metazoa; Chordata; Actinopteri; Syngnathiformes; Syngnathidae.